AUGCUGCAAGCAGCUGUUUCAAACAGCCUGGUUGACCAGACCACCAACCAGGAGACCGGGCCCGAGGGACGUCGAUCCUCGGAAACAGCAAAAGGUAAACAGAAAGGUAAGGGACCUAGAGAGCUGCCCGCCAACCCUGGAGUGCUCACCACCCACCCUGGAGUGCUGCCCGCCCACCCUGGAGUGCUGCCCGCCCACCCUGGAGUGCUCACCGCCCAUCCUGGAGUGCUGCCCGCCCACCCUGGAGUGCUGCCCGCCCACCCUGGAGUGCUCCCCGCCCACCCUGGAGUGCUGCCCGCCCACCCUGGAGUGCUCACCGCCCACCCUGGAGUGCUGCCCGCCCACCCUGGAGUGCUGCCCGCCCACCCUGGAGUGCUCCCCGCCCACCCUGGAGUGCUUCCCGCCCACCCUGGAGUGCUGCCCGCCCACCCUGGAGUGCUCCCCGCCCACCCUGGAGUGCUCCCCGCCCACCCUGGAGUGCUCCCCGCCCACCCUGGAGUGAUUCCCGCCCACCCUGGAGUGCUCCCCGCCCACCCUGGAGUGCUCCCCGCCCACCCUGGAGUGCUCCCCGCCCACCCUGGAGUGCUCCCCGCCCACCCUGGAGUGAUUCCCGCCCACCCUGGAGUGCUCCCCGCCCACCCUGGAGUGCUGCCCGCCCACCCUGGAGUGCUCCCCGCCCACCCUGGAGUGCUCCCCGCCCACCCUGGAGUGCUGCCCGCCCACCCUGGAGUGCUCCCCGCCCACCCUGGAGUGCUCCCCGCCCACCCUGGAGUGCUCCACGCCCACCCUGGAGUGCUCCCCGCCCACCCUGGAGUGCUCCCCGCCCACCCUGGAGUGCUGCCCGCCCACCCUGGAGUGCUCACCGCCCACCCUGGAGUGCUGCCCGCCCACCCUGGAGUGCUCCACGCCCACCCUGGAGUGCUCCACGCCCACCCUGGAGUGCUGCCCGCCCACCCUGGAGUGCUCCACGCCCACCCUGGAGUGCUCCACGCCCACCCUGGAGUGCUGCCCGCCCACCCUGGAGUGCUCCCCGCCCACCCUGGAGUGCUCCCCGCCCACCACGGAGGCGACACCUGCUGGUCAUGUACCAUGACGAUAAUAACACAGUCCGAGGGUGUUCAAUACCGCGACGAGGGUGUUCAAUACCGCGAGGAGGGUGUUCAAUACCGCGACGAGGGUGUUCAAUACCGCGAGGAGGGUGUUCAAUACCGCGACGAGGGUGUUCAAUACCGCGAGGAGGGUGUUCAAUACCGCGACGAGGCUCUUCAAUAG
This is a messenger RNA of Procambarus clarkii (red swamp crayfish), 1272 nucleotides long. NCBI's taxonomy places the organism in Eukaryota, Metazoa, Arthropoda, Malacostraca, Decapoda, Cambaridae. The record is from RefSeq and is a predicted model, not a curated record.